AUGCUGAGCAUUACAAGUACAAGAGAAUUAUUUUUACAACUGUUUUCAGAGUACAAAGUAUCUUCUUUUUAUGUGAUUGUAGCCCCAAGAAGUAUUUCUACCAAUAGAGUGCGAGCUGCAUUCUCAAGUCUAUCCAUAAGACAUUUUUUAUAUACGCUUAUUAGCCGAGUACAAAAGAUAUUACUUAAUGACAGAAACGUUGUAAAAGAACUCUUUGUUUUCCGUUUUUUUAUUAAAUUAAUAAUCUCAUGUAUUAUUACCUUAUCUAAAAUGAGCACAUUACUCUCAAACUUUAUUGAUAUAUGUGUACUUCUUGCUGUUUCUAAAGUAUUAUCUUUCCGAUACUAUUUGCUUCCUGCGCAAGUGUCCAGACGAGUUGGUUGUGAUUAUGUGCGAUGCGGUGUGGAAACCGUUGAUCUAGAAAACAUCCGUUGGCUCGGAAUGGUUGUCGACUCUCUGGGCGUUUCGUUCCUAGGCAAGCUUACGUUUCUUUAUUCUGGACCUACAAGAGAGAAUGCACGAAUAAUCUCUUGUACUGUGCUUUACGGUCUUUAUUGGCGUAUCUCACUGGCAGUUUCCUGCGCAAGUGUCCAGACGAGUUGGUUGUGUAUAUGCGCAAUGUGGUGCGGAAAGUAUUAUUCUGAGAACAUCUGCUUUAAACCUCUCAGCUAUUGCAAAAUGAUUAAGAAUAUUAGAUAUGUUAUAGUGUGGAAAAUAUUAAUAUUUUCUAGCUUAUAA
Molecule: messenger RNA, 738 nt
Organism: Phycomyces blakesleeanus NRRL 1555(-)
Lineage: Eukaryota; Fungi; Mucoromycota; Mucoromycetes; Mucorales; Phycomycetaceae
Exons: 9
Coding region: 1-738 (245 amino acids)
Source: RefSeq, a predicted model, not a curated record